Messenger RNA from Sphaerulina musiva SO2202, 4578 nucleotides. Its product is annotated as NUDIX family hydrolase. The record is from RefSeq and is a predicted model, not a curated record. NCBI's taxonomy places the organism in Eukaryota, Fungi, Ascomycota, Dothideomycetes, Mycosphaerellales, Mycosphaerellaceae. The transcript has 2 exons. Bases 203 to 1303 code for a protein of 366 amino acids. Gene Ontology annotation, molecular function: hydrolase activity, acting on acid anhydrides, in phosphorus-containing anhydrides. Gene Ontology annotation, cellular component: mitochondrion.
GUCACCUUUGAUAUUGUCCGGCUCAGCUAGAACUACUCACCUACAUGCACCAUUGCAGACUCUGCUGCUCCUCUUGCCACCAGCCAUCCGCGCCCUCAGCUUCGGUUCGACAAUCAGUCCAGGUAUUUCUAGCCGAAGACAACUGAUAUCCGACCGAGGCCAGCGACCACAUUCACCAGAACAUCGAGUAACUUCGGGUAGAAUGUCCUCGAAGCCAAAGGAGCCGCGUGCGGCGACAUCUGUUAAGAGCUACUCCACGACUCCGCCCAAGGACAAGAAAGAGCCUGCAGUGCCCCGACCGUCUUCAUCAGUCUUGCUCAUCUCGCCGAACAACCAGGUUCUCCUCUUACAGCGUGUCAAGCAAUCUUCCUCCUUUCCUUCUGCACACGUCUUCCCGGGCGGUAAUGUCUCCGAACUUCACGAUGGAAAAGCACCAGAGCCCAGCCAUCCUCAGCGCCACGAGGACAGUGAGAUGUACCGCAUGGCGGCCAUCCGUGAGACGUUUGAGGAAUCCGGCAUUCUCCUGGCACGAAACAAUGGCUUCGGCAGACUCAUCGAAGUGCCUCAGGAUCAACGCGAGGAAGGUCGCAAGCUAGUCCAUGGCAACCAAAUCCCCUUUACGAAGUGGCUCGCACAAAAAGGCGGUCGAGCAGAUAUCGAUGGUCUGACGCCCUUCACCAGAUGGAUCACGCCAACAAAUGUCCCCAAGAGAUUCACAACCCAGAUGUACCUGUACUUCUUACCAACAUUAUCUUCAACUCCGAUUUCAGAAGGUUCUGGCAACCCUGAUGACUCGGAAGCUGAAGUGGACAUUCCGUCGCCUACGACAGACGGUGGCAAAGAACACACCACUGCCAGAUUCUUACCCGCAUCAGCGUGGCUGAGACUUGCGCAAGAAGGGAGGAUCAUCAUGUUUCCACCGCAAUUCUUCUUACUUCAUCAAGUAGCACAAUUCCUGGAUGGCUUGAAAUCUCCAACGGAUUAUGCAUCCAUUUCGCGCGAGGAGGUGCCGAGAGAAGAGUUGGAAUUGCGGCGAAAGAGGCUUCUGGAGUUCGCGAAGUCGGGCGAUCCUUCGUAUGUGGACGCCUGCAUCUCUCCCACGACUAUGCCGCCGCCUUAUGGCAAGAAGCGGGAGGACGGACGACAAGUGCUUGCAUUGAACCGCGCUGGGCCAGAACUACAAGGGACAGCGCGAAAAGGUCCGAAUGACCAGUGCGUAUUGGUGGACUUUAAAAGAGAGGGACCACGAAGGUUGGCUGUUAUAUCGAGAGCUGAGGCACUUGGAAGCGAUGCGAAGCUGUGAUGCUCUUCUAUCUAUACGGCACUCGACUACAAUCUUGGCCCCUUUGUCCGGCUGCCUUCAGCCUAUCCCGGAUCGCAAAAGCCGAUCUCAAUUCAUCAUCCAGCAACCACUAUACUCAGAUGCACUGGUCUCCACCAUAUUGUUUGCGGUCGACCAAAUGGCAGUCUUCGAUUUCUGGAACCUGACAUAGUCUGCGUGCUCCACUCGUGUCGACAGUAUACACGUAAAGACAGUGAUGGGUCUCGGCAUAUACCGCGAUCAAGAGAAGCUUCUGCGCUGGACUCUCACAUGCUCACCAUGCCGGAGGUGUCCAUGAAUCGGACUAGCAGAGGCAUCCACCGAAAACGACAGCACGCGGCGUGGCCGAAGCUGCAGGAGAAGAGAUGUGUUAGCCCAGACUUGAUGAAAUUGUAGUCACAGUUUGUACGGGAGGUGAUCAACAUCAGAUUAUGCUUUUUUCGGCACUUGUUGGGGACCUUCUGGGGAGCCUCUACGCCUGUCGAAUUUUUCAUCAUGUUCGAAGUUUGCGGGAAGGGAUAUACACUCACCGCCAGACUGCAGUCGGACGCUUCAAGAGUCAAAUGAACCAGCAAGGGAAGCCGAACCACGAUGAUGCUGCAGUAGAAAAGAUGGUGUCAGCUUGCACCUGGCGAGAAUUUGGUUAUGAAUUGGAUGGGGGUUGGUCAACAUCAGAUCGUGUUUUUAUCGGCACUUGUUGGGGACCUUCUGGGGAGCCUCUACGCCUGUCGAAUUUUUCAUCAUGUUGGAAAUGCUCGUUGGAAAGGAGUCUCACUCACCGAUGAUCACUACUGGAUGCUUCAUGGACAUCCGCGACCGUACGAGAGGUUUGCAGUCGAGGCGCGUUCUGAAUGAACGCGUGGAAGUCGUGACUUGCGGCUCACAUGACGACUCUCGAGUGCAAUUUGCCAGAUGGAAGCUGUCAAGCAGGUCAGCAGUAUACCAUGCGCCGUAAGCUCACAGUGGUAGGGGCAAGGUAGCAAGGUCAGAUAUCGGUUGACUUCAGAGCCAUGAAGCUCAGCGCAAAAAGAGAAAUUUGGUCAUCAUGCAAGUGGAAUGGCGGGGGAAUCUUGCUUACCCGGCGACGACUCUGAAUCCCAAGGCGCGGAAUCGCGGAGGGCAGGACUGUUUGGCAGAUCUGCGGGUGGUAGUCGACUGGUGCCUUUCGUCUCAGGUCAGCAUCCUGGAAGAGCGAAGGCGUUGGAUUAGAACGGUCGUAUGGGCUUUCGACUAGCUGGACAAUUCUUACCUUGACCGCCGACAAUGGAUAUCGAUCUGGACAUUACGCCCGAGAGCACGGCAGUUCUGGAACCUAGCUUCCAAUGGUCGCUGUGGCUAUUGCAUAGUACUGCAUUGAGCUUGUGACUUUUGUUCGGUGGAGGUGGCCUGGCGAGAAGUUUGGAAAGGCCGCAGGUGGUUGGUGGGCGAACGCGCGGACGUGUUCUGCGAAAGGCGUCAGCAAAUUCCAAGCAGCGAGGAUCAGUCGUGCGGCAGAGCUAUGGACAAUUUUCUCAGAACAGCUCGGCUCGUUCAUUUCAUGGCCUCCCAUAAGUAGCGAGCGCCUGGGAGACUUCUGUCAGAGCCACCCACAAGCAACAGGUGCCGGGAUAGCUUCUGUCAGAACUCUCUCACAAGCACAAGCUCCGGGGGGCCUUUCAAAGUGUAGUAUCUUUGAAACCGUGUUCUCAUCAUUGAAGUCGUCGGGGUCGGAGGGUACAGGGUACUUACCUUCAACAUGACGCCGCGGCUUGUUGGCGAUGGUCAAGCCGCCAAUGGACGAAAAGGCUCGCGGUACUGCUGCCGGCGGCGAAGGUCUUGUUGGAGAUGAGGGAGUUCGGAGAAGGCGGCGAGAACUGGAUGAGCACGCGAACAUCAGCAAAUCUUCGAAAAUGAGGACCAUGUGUGUAUGGCAGUGCGCUGGACGAGACUGUCAGAUUCACUGUGUGCGAUCAACGCCUCCCACAAGCAUCAAGUGCCGGGGUGGCUUUCACCCGGUUCUUAUCGAUUCGGCGCUCUGUGCAGUGGAUGUCAUCAUCUCGUCGACCAAGGCUGGAAGCCACAGGAUACUUGCCUUUGGUAGAGCCGACCGCGGGCCUGGAGCGAAAGGAGAAGAAGAUGGCGUUGUCGUUGAUGAUGAUGAUGAUGAUGGUGGUGGUGGUGGUGGUGGUGGUGAUGCUGCUGCUGACGAUAAUCAGUAAAAUUUCAACAAUGAGGACCAUGUGUGUGUUUGUGGCAGCGCGCUGGACGAGACUGUCAGAGUCAUGGUUUGCGAUCAAUACCUCCCACAAGCAUCAAGUGCCGGGGUGGCAUCUGUUAGAGCCGCCCACAAACAUCAAGUGCCGGGGUGGCUGUUCUCACUGAAAUUUUUCAUUGUAGUAACGAAGGUAAGUGUAGAGGGAAAUCAUCAUCUCGUCGACCAAGGCUGGAAGACACAGCACACUUGCCUUUGGUGUGGCCGACCACGGUUCUGAAGCGAAAGGAUGGGAAGAUGCCGUUGAUGAUGAUGAUGAUGAUGCUGCUGCUGCUGCUGUUGCUGACGAUGGACGUGUUGAUGGAGGCGGGAAAAGGAGGGAUGAAGGUGAUGCAGAGAGCAAAGUUGGUUGGAAAGUUGGUGAGGGAGAGUGAGAGAAGGGGAGCGGGCAUUGUUGUGAUCACGAAAUACGAGCUUAUUGACGCGCUAGUGUUCGUUGCCUCAGCUGCAAUAGACGAGCGGGAAUCAUGCAGGCAGGCACACCAAACCGCACCAGUAUGCCACCGAGCCCGGCCAGUCCUCUGCAAAAGCCAUAAGCCCCUCGCCAACACGCUCGCCACUGUCCUCCUGGCCAUCUUCGUCACGGCCCUGGCGCCGGCCUUGGUCGUCUUUGCUGCCCACGCGAAGCUUCUCCGGUAGAUACGGGGGAAGGGAAAGUACAACCCGCCAUCCAAGAACAUAGAGCGAAAUGGGCGAAUAGCAGGCGCUUCUCGACCGGUCGAAACCAGCAGAUCUUCCAAUAAAGUAGACAGAUGAAUCUAUCUAUGCUAAACUGUGACGUCCUAGGACAUGCCAGAUGGCGCCCAUCCACCCUCCCAGUUAUCCUACAGAUGGAUGUAUGGAUCUGUCCGCUAGGACAACGAGAAGAAAUAGCAGAGAGAGAGAGGAGCGGGUAAAUAAUGUACUCGGUAGAGAAAUGCGAGGUGUGCCAUGGUAUGAUAUGAUAUGAUCUGAGCAGAUUUGGUCUAUUCGUGAAUUCAUUCACCAUGGGAUUUUUUUGAUACGG